UUUGCUGCUGCGCUGACUCCAAAUGACGGUCAGUGCAUUUGUCGUUUCCCUGCAGGCAAAAAAACUACCUCAUAGGUCAUCUCUCUCCACUUCAUAGCCUAUUACAUCGGUUAUUUUAGAUGUCAUCCCUCCCAAUCCCCUUUGACAAGCACACGCCAUCUCCAUCCAGAUUGUUGGGUGGAAAAGUGGGCAGUGAUUAAAUGUGAUUUCAUAUCUGGCUUCACUUUCUCUCAACUCCCUCUUUUCUCACCGAGCCUCGGAGUCGCUCGGACCUCAAUCCAAACUCUCCUCAUACCUGCGCACAGCAUCCAGAGCUGCUUUCCUCCAACAGGACAGUCGCACUGCAGCAAGCUGAGUGGAGCUGACGGAAAAUACUUUUUACAGCCGAGAAGUCAAUCCAUUCCGCAUCAGCUGAAAUGCUGCUGAGAAGAAGCAGACAUGUCCAAAUACUUCCAUUUCUCAUUGAAGUCUGCCGCCUCACUCUGGCAUUCCCCACACAAACUCCAUCUGCAUUUGAAGAUGUCCGGCACCUCCAGGUGAACAUCCCUCACUCAGGUCUGGUUUCCGCCCCACUGGGCAGCUCCAUCUCCAUCCCCUGCUUGGUGUCUCUGUCCUCUUCCUCCCCUGUUGCACCGCGGGUCAAGUGGACUGUGGUGUCCGGUGGUGUGGAGACGCAGAUCUUGGUGGCACGAGGUCAAAGGGUGAAGGUCAACGAGGUGUACCGAGACCGCGCUGCCUGGCUCAACUACACUUCCUCCCCUGAUGACCUGUCACUGUGGCUGGGAGAUUUACGCUCCAGUGACUCGGGUCACUAUCGCUGCGAGGUGCAGCAGGGCCUGGAGGACGCCAGCGACCUCGUACAACUCAAAGUCAAAGGUGUCGUAUUCCACUACAGAGAUGCUUUGGGCCGCUAUGCAUUUUCUUUCCAUCAGGCCCAGAGGGCUUGUGAGGCCACUGGGGCACAAAUCGCGACUCCUGACCAGCUGCUGGCGGCUUAUUAUGACGGCUAUGAGCAGUGUGAUGCAGGCUGGCUGGCAGACCAGUCUGUCAGGUACCCAAUCCAAGUGCCCCGUGAAGGUUGUUAUGGAGACAUGAAUGGUCAACCAGGAGUGAGAAACUAUGGGACAAUGGAUCCAGAUAAUCUGUUUGAUGUUUACUGUUAUGUGGAGGAAGCUGACGGGGAGUUGUUUUAUGACUCCAUCCCACAACAGUUGUCAUUUGACGAAGCGCAGUCAUACUGCAGAGCUGGAGGAGCAGAGCUUGCUACAACAGCACAGCUGUACUUGGCAUGGAGUGAAGGUCUGGAUCGUUGCAGCCCUGGCUGGCUGUCUGAUGGCAGUGUGCGCUACCCCAUCAUAGCCCCGAGAGAGCGUUGUGGAGGGCCUCAGCCAGGCGUCAAAACCCUCUAUCGCUUUAGCAACCAAACUGGCUUCCCAGAGCCAUCCAGCCUUCAUGACAUGUAUUGUUUCAAAGAUAGUAGAAAUACUCCCACCGACUCUCCCAUGGACUACGUGGCCACAGAGCCUGAGGACAUUGGACAAGAUGUUGUUAUUCUUAUGAAAACAGAUCAAGAGCUGCAACUAAACCAACAUUCAGAACAGGUGGAGCUCAAAGCUCAAGGGGUAUUCGAAUCUUUUCCCCUUUUCUCCAGCUCUUUCACUGAGGCAAAUGACACGCACCCAACAGUUAGAUCAGACACAACACCUACAGUGAAUCUCCUCCAGGCAUUGAAUGAAACUUCAUCUACCACAGAAAUGAGCUCCCAGUAUCCUACAGCACUUAUGAACAGCACUAUCAGCACCAUUGACACCUACGAUUUCCAACAAAACACGUCAUUACUGCCCAGCGUUUACAAUGAGACAGAUUCCCACCGUAACUUGAACUUCACCUUUCACCAGUCUGAGCCUGAAAGCACCACGGGAGUUCCCCAACCAUCAUAUGAACCUCACACACAUAACCAAACCGUUCCAGACACUCAUCCUGAUCAGAAUACAUCUGAGAGGCCAAAGGAUUCCCAAAAUAUACAAAAGACCAACUUGCAUUUUGACAGAUCGCAAGCAAAUUAUGGUGAAAAAAACAGCAAUCAUGCUCAAGAGGAGAGCUUCUGGGAGGUGACCUCAAUGGCCAUUGACCCCGUGGUUCAAGUGAAGAUGGAGGAGGCAGCAGUAGAAGAUUCUGUGCAGGUGUUACUCUCAACUCAGGCCUCAAAAGAGGAAGGAGAACUUCUUACUCAAACUACAAAAUCUUCCAUUAAGGAGCUAACCUCAUUGUGGGCAAUUCUGGAUGGGUCUGGAGAUUUUUCUCAAGAAAGUGACCUUGACGUCGAAGCAGUCGGCUUCAUCUCCACAUCAGAUUCUUCAACUUCCAGCUUUACCACUCUCCCGUCACUUCCUGUUUCUGCUAGCAGUGCUCCUACUGAGCCUCGGACUGCAAUCCCCAAUCUAACCCUCUCAUCUGGGUCACGGCAUUCUGACAAACUGGGCUUGGAUAUCCUCGCCACAGCACCACAGUUGUGGGAGUCCUCCAUUUCUAGACAGGAGGGAAGUACAAGUUUAGAAUUUGAAGAAACAGUCACUUUGGAAAGUGAAGAAAAACUUGUUUCUAGAGUAAGUUUAGCUACCACUGAGUCUCCAGAGGAGUCAAACACCCCCCAGUUGCCUACUGAUUCCUCCAAAGCACGAUUUCGCACAUCAGGUUACAGACUGUAUUUGGAUACUGUGACCACUGGGUAUGAAGAGGCAAGUGGACAUGAACUUGCUACAGUUACUGCAACCCUUGGAGAAGAUGUUAAAGUUGUCCCAACCAUUAAAGGGGAAAAUAAAAUUACCACAACUCUUGAAGAGGAAGUUACAGUAACCCCAACCCUUGAAGAAGAAAAAGAAGUUUCCACAACUCUUGAAGAAAAAGCUAAAGUUUCCUUUUUUUUGGAAGAAGAAGCUAGCCUUACCCCAACCCUUGAAGAAGAAGUUACCAUUACCCCAACACUUGAAGAAGAAGUUAGUGUUACCCCAACCCUAGAAGAAGAAUUUAACGUUACCCCAACCCUAGAUGAAGAAGCUAGCGUUGCCCCAACACUUGAAGAAGAAGCUAGUGUUGCCCAAACCCUUGAAGAAGAAGCUAGUGUUACCCCAACCCUUGAAGAAGCUAGCGUUGCCCCAACCCUUGAAGAAGCUAGCGUUGCCCCAACCCUUGAAGAAGCUAGCGUUGCCCCAACCCUUGAAGAAGAAGCUAGUGUUGCCCAAACCCUUGAAGAAGAAGCUAGUGUUGCCCCAACCUUUGAAGAAGUUAACGUUACCCCAACCCUAGAAGAAGAAGCUAGCGUUGCCCCAACCCUUGAAGAAGAAGCUAGUGUUGCCCAAACCCUUGAAGAAGAAGCUAGUGUUACCCCAACCCUAGAAGAAGAAGCUAGCGUUGCCCCAACCCUUGAAGAAGAAGCUAGUGUUGCCCAAACCCUUGAAGAAGAAGCUAGUGUUACCCCAACCCUUGAAGAAGAAGCUAGUGUUACCCCAACCCUUGAAGAAGAAGCUAGUGUUGCCCAAACCCUUGAAGAAGAAGCUAGUGUUACCCCAACCCUUGAAGAAGAAGCUAGUGUUACCCCAACCCUUGAAGAAGAAGUUAACAUUACCCCAACCCUUGAAGAAGAUGAUAGCUUUUCCCCAACCUUUGAGGACUUUAAUGUCUUUCCUUUCGAUUCACAAACAUCUAACUGGGAUCUUCUGACCACCACAACUGGACCCCAGGAGUCUCUGAAUGAUCUUGAGUACAGCAGAAAAAAUCCCUCCAUCACCUCCACAGCAGUUCCUGAUUCUUCCUCAGGUACAAAGCCCACUGCUGCUACCACAAAGACGACCACCACCACCAUCACAACCACCACACACUGGUCCAGACGCUCCUGGAGCCCUACCACCUCAGCACCCAAUGUUUUCCACAAGACAGCUGAGCCCCGGAAGGUGACAGCCUUCAUACCACCAGUGGAUCAAGGUCUGGUGGAUGUUGAGUUUAGUCUCACCCAGCCGCCCACCCUGCUUAUCUUGCCCAAUGAGAGGGCAGCUGUAGGCGGUACAGGGAAAAUUUCAGAUGCAUGUUUGGACGACCCCUGUCUCAAUGGAGGCACCUGUACUGACCGAGACGGGCAGAUUCAAUGUCUUUGUUUGCCAACAUAUGGAGGAGACUUCUGUCACACUGACUUGGAGCGAUGCGAACCGGGUUGGGAUAAGUUUCACGGUUUCUGCUAUCGACACUUCAGCCAGCGUCUGAGCUGGGAGGUCGCAGAGCAGCACUGUCGCAUGCUGGGAGCUCAUCUGGUGUCUGUCAUAACCCCUGAGGAACAGAGUUACAUCAACAACAACUACAAAGAAUACCAGUGGACUGGUUUGAAUGACAAGACCAUUGAGGAUGAUUUCCGCUGGUCUGAUGGCAACCCGCUGCUGUAUGAGAACUGGUACAGAGGGCAGCCAGACAGCUAUUUCCUGUCUGGAGAAGACUGUGUAGUGAUGGUGUGGCACGAUGAUGGACGCUGGAGUGACGUACCCUGCAACUAUCACCUUGCAUACACCUGCAAGAAAGGCACCUCCUCAUGUGGCCCCCCACCCAAGGUCCGAAACGCCUCCAUCUUUGGAAAAGUUCGACAAAGAUACGAGACCAAUGCAGUUGUGCGUUAUCACUGUGCCAAGGGUUUCCAGCAGAGACUAAAUCCUCUGAUCAGAUGUCUGUCUGCAGGAAGGUGGGAGAGGCCCCAGGUCCUGUGCAUCCCUGAGGCCGGAAGUCCAAUUCAACACCCUGAAGUGAUGACACUGACCAGCAGCAACUCUACUGCCAUUGAAGAUGAGUUUGAAGCCACUAAAGAGACACCACAGUACUGGGACAUCAAGUUUUAAAAGUCAGCCAUGCUUUCCUUCCUUGUCUUCCUUUCCUAAAUUCUGCUGUUGUAACAUAACAAGGUGCCAAGAAUCAAAUCCUUUUUACCAAUGAAUGCUCAAACAGGACAAAAUGAACCACAGACGCAGAAAGACACAAACUGAAGCUUUCUUUCAGCCAAGAAGCCUGAAUGCACAGACAGGCUUUGUUUUCUUUUAAUGGAGUUAAACAUUCCUACUUUUUGAUGACAUUUAGCAUAUUUUCUACUGUAUUUUGUUUUAUCAUUCUGACUAGCAGAGCGCAAAAUAGGUUAAAGUAGAAAGAAAGAAGAAAUACAGUAAACUCCUAAUUAUUGUCAGCUCCAAAUCUACAGAAGGAACUGCUCUCUUUGUGGUGUUUGUUAUAUCAGGAACCUUUUUAUAAAAUGGUGCUAAUGUCUUUAAAAACCUUUGUCUCCAACCAAGAUUUUUGUUUUCCCUGCUUUGUCAAAUAAUCUAACGACUCCAAAGCACAAAGUCAAUCUUAACAAAUAGUCAAUAAGUACUGUACAUAUAUUCGUUUUCACACCUGUUAUUAUUGCUGUCUACAUUCUUGAUGAGGGAAACCUUUUAUUUCCAGCAGACGCAGUUUUGUUCGUCAGCUUUAUGUUGUAAUAAAGUUUUGUAGAACAGAGCAAAGAAUAAAUCGUUCUCUAAUGUUACCUUUA
Molecule: messenger RNA, 5563 nt
Organism: Sander lucioperca (pikeperch)
Lineage: Eukaryota; Metazoa; Chordata; Actinopteri; Perciformes; Percidae
Product: brevican core protein-like
Exons: 14
Coding region: 417-4877 (1486 amino acids)
Biological process (GO): cell adhesion
Molecular function (GO): hyaluronic acid binding
Source: RefSeq, a predicted model, not a curated record